Acaromyces ingoldii is the source of this 1940-nucleotide messenger RNA. RefSeq names its product zf-DHHC-domain-containing protein. Gene Ontology annotation, biological process: protein targeting to membrane; peptidyl-L-cysteine S-palmitoylation. The transcript has a single exon. Gene Ontology annotation, cellular component: endoplasmic reticulum; Golgi apparatus. The coding region runs from base 43 to 1869 and encodes 608 amino acids. The record is from RefSeq and is a predicted model, not a curated record. Gene Ontology annotation, molecular function: protein-cysteine S-palmitoyltransferase activity. NCBI's taxonomy places the organism in Eukaryota, Fungi, Basidiomycota, Exobasidiomycetes, Exobasidiales, Cryptobasidiaceae.
CGCGACGUCUUGACUGCCGCUCCACGAACAGGACACCACGAGAUGGAGGCAGGUACGGCGCCGGAAGCCAGGGAGCCUCCUACCCCUGUCGCAGCCGCCGUGCGGACAAAGAAGCGCAGGGGAGCAGUAGCGAGGCGCGGCGAACGCGCGCCGCUGAAGACGAGCGAAAAGAUCUGGGUCGCCUCGACGCUGUCGCUCAUUCUCUUUCUCGUCGUCUCGCCCCAGCCAUUUCUCUUUGCGCCCUACUUUUUCCACCGGCUCGCCUACGAGACGCGGGCCGAGGCGGCGUGGCACCUUGCCAAGUACCUCGUCCCCUUCAAUGUCUGUGCUGGGCUGCUGCUGCUCAACUAUGCGCUGUGCGUGCGCAUGGAUCCGGGCAGCGUCCCUGCCGGCUGGCAGCCCCCGGCGCUCGAGGAGGACGAGAAGAAGGAGGCGGCAGAAGGAGUGAAGGAGCGGCCGGCAAAGAGUGGGAACAAGCGGAGAUACUGCGGCAAGUGCAAGGCAUACAAGCCGCCGCGGGCACACCACUGCAAGACGUGCCGGCGGUGCGUGCUGCGAAUGGACCACCACUGCCCCUGGGUGGCCAACUGCGUGGGCCAGCGCAACUAUGCCUCCUUUAUCCGCUUUCUCUUUCUCGUCGACGUCUGCUGCGCCAUGCACCUCGCCGGCCUCUCGCUCCUCGUUCUCGACCACUGGUGGGUGCGCCUCGGCGGGCAGUGGCGCCCGCCGAGCAGCAACGGCGCCAUGGUGCUCCUCGUGCUCAACUAUGCCGCGUGCGUGCCCACGCUCUGCCUCGUCGGCGUCUUUAGCAUCUACCACUUCUACUGCCUCGCCACCAACAGCACCACCAUCGAGGGCUGGGAGAAGGACAAGGUCGGGGGCCUGCUCCGACGCGGCCGCCUCCGUGCCGACACGCGCGGCGCCGAUUUCCCCUUCGACCUCGGCUCGGCGCUCUCCAAUGCCGCCAGCGUCCUGGGCUGGAGCCCGCUGGGGUGGUGCUGGCCGGGCGCGACGCGGGGCGAUGGCCUCGUCUGGCGCGUCGGCAGCCAUGCCGAGUGGGACGAUCAGUACCGCUGGCCGCCGGCGGACCCUUCGGCGGCUGCGGCAGCGGCCAGCAGGAAGGCAGCGGCCGUGACGCCAGAGAUGCUCAAGAGCCGCUCCCCCUUCACCUAUGGCGGCGAUGGCUUCAACCCUGCCCUCACGCCGUCCAACUCCGAGACGCUGCGGCAGAGAAAGGCAGCGCAUACAAUCGACGCGACGGCAGAGACGACGACAGCAACGACGAUGACGACGACGAAGCAGUCGACAACACCGUACGAGACGGGCGUGAGCAGUGUGUCGCCGUGGCAUCCCGAUUUCCACCGUGAGAUCGAGUCGGGCGAGUCGGAGAGCGAGAGCGAGAGCGAAGACGGGCAACAGGGCAGCAGGGUCCGAGUCAGGAGGGGCAGCGAAGGCUACGAGGUCAAGCCCAGGCAAUGGGCCAUCGACGAGACGCUCGACGACCCCGACGCCGGCGGCUCUGAGGAGGAGCGGGCAGCUUCGGAGGAGGAGGACGGCAACGACAACGACGACGAGUACGGGGAAGAGAGAGAUGAGUGGACGAGGGGAUACGAGGAGAUGGACCGGGAGCAGGCCUGGCUGGCCAGGCAGGAAGAGGAGGAACGGCUCCGCCAGCUGCUCGAGCGCGAGAUGCGCGCCCGAGGCGCCACCUACAUCCAGUACGACCCCAUGAUGGACCACGACGACGGGCUUGCCGUCGUCGACGGCGGCCAGCCGCUGCUGCCGUCGCAAGUCAUGCAAAGGAGAGCCAGGUGGCAGGAGAAGCAGGGCGGGCCGCCGUCGCCGUCAUCAUCAUCACCACCAGCAUAGAUAGAGCAGCCUCAUUCCAGAUAAUGUCAUCUACUUUGAUCAACUCGGUGUCUCUAGCAUGUUUGACUAUA